Saccostrea cuccullata (small rock oyster) is the source of this 867-nucleotide messenger RNA. RefSeq lists its product as uncharacterized. The record is from RefSeq and is a predicted model, not a curated record. The coding region runs from base 1 to 867 and encodes 288 amino acids. The transcript has a single exon. NCBI's taxonomy places the organism in Eukaryota, Metazoa, Mollusca, Bivalvia, Ostreida, Ostreidae.
AUGGUGCUAAUGCAGACUGCAAGAACUGAUGCAUAUGAUUUGAAAGGUAGGAGAGAUGAAUCUGUUAGAAUUCUGAUGGACUCUGGGUCUCAGAGGACAUAUGUUACCGAAGAAUUGGUUUCGAGAUUAAAUUUGCAUAGGAAACAAACAGAAGAAAUAUCACUUAACACAUUUGGAGUAAAGAAGCCCAAAACAAUGAAAACAACGAAAGUCUCUUUAAGAAUUAAACUAAAGGAUGGACACUUCAUGAGAAUUGACGCGAAUGCUGUGCCUAAAAUAACUGGGUCCAUACAAAGAAGACCGUUACCACCUAUCAUCUCUGAAAAAGUACACCACCAAUAUAAACAUUUUCAAUUUGCUGAUACCCUACCAAAAACUCCAGAAAAUUCACCUGUAGACAUCCUUAUUGGAAAUGACUAUUACCUCGAUUGGAUGUUAUCAGAAAAAAUUGAAGUUGACCAAGGACUGUACUUACUUUCAUCAAAGGUAGGAUGGAUUCUUACUGGAAGAAUACAAGAAAAUUCUGAGGCAUCCAGAGGUAAUUUACAUGAGUUACUGAUAGCAAACAGAAACAACUUUAGUAAGGAACAUUGUCUUCAUUCGUCAAUUGAUAAAUGUCUGCCCCUGAAAUUUUCGUCAAAGGAUCUGAUAAUUAGAACUGAAGACCAUUCUCAAUUGACGGAUGAUGAAAAGGCCUUGAAAAACUUUCAAAUUACAGAAAAUAGCAGAUAUCGAGUUACUUGGCCAUGGAGAGAAAAACAUUCUAUAAAUUUGAAGGGAAACAAUUUCAAGACACUAGAUGUUGUUCUCAAAGAAGAUAUCCUAGGAAAAAUUGGGCGUUCAGAAGAAUUUUCGAUUUGUAAAUGA